UUCAAGCCAGAGUCUCUGUAAGCGAGUCCAGAGAGAGGGCUGCAAGCAAAACACAGCUACAGCAUGGCCAGUCGUGUGGAGCACCCUGCUGCAGGCUACAGGAAGAUCUUUGAGACGGUGGAGGAGCUGGAAGAACCCAUACCCGCAACAGUCCUGGGUCUCAUUCCGUCCUGGCUCAAGGGCAGUGUUCUCAGGAUGGGUCCGGGUCUUUUCAAGGUCGGGGGCGAACCGCUGAACCACCUGUUUGACGGACAGGCGAUGAUACACAAGUUUGACCUCCAGAACGGUGGCGUGACCUACCACAGGCGCUUCAUCAGGACCGAUGCCUACGUCCGGGCCGUGACGGAGAACAGGGUGGUCAUCACGGAGUUCGGCACGGCGGCCUACCCAGACCCCUGCAGGAACAUCUUCUCCAGGUUCUUCACGUACUUCAGAGGCAUCGAGGUGACCGACAACUGCAUGGUGAACAUCUAUCCUGUCGGCGAGGAUUUCUACGCCGUCACCGAGACUAACUUCAUCACCAAGGUGGAUCCUGACUCGCUUGAGACGUUGGAGAAGGUGGACCUGUGUAAGUACCUGUCAGUGAAUGGGGUGACCGCCCACCCCCACACGGACCCUGAUGGGACGGUCUAUAACAUCGGGAACUGCUUCGGGAAGAACAUGAGUCUGGCCUAUAACAUCGUUAAAAUCCCUCCCGCUCAGGAAGGUGAAGGUGAGCCGCUGGAGAAAUCCCAGGUGGUGGUGCAGCUGCCCAGCAGUGAGCGGUUAAAGCCCUCCUAUGUACACAGUUUCGGAAUGACGGAAAACCACUUUGUGUUUGUGGAGCAGCCGGUGAAGAUCAACCUGCUGAAGUUCCUGUCGGCCUGGAGCUUCAGAGGAGCCACGUACAUGGACUGCUUCGAGUCCAACCAGAGCAUGGGGACGUGGUUCCACCUGGCCUCCAAGGACCCGGCAGGCUACAUGAGCAGCCACAAGUUCAGGACGUCUGCUUUCAACAUCUUCCACCACAUCAAUGCCUACGAAGACGACUCGUUCAUCGUGGUGGACCUCUGCACGUGGAAAGGGUUUGACUUUGUCUACAACUACCUGUACCUGGCCAACCUGAAGCAGGAGUGGGAGGAGGUGAAGAAAGCCGCUCUGAGAGCCCCUCAGCCCGAGGUCAGACGAUACGUACUGCCGCUGGACAUCCACAAGGAGGAGCCUGGUAAGAACCUGGUGUCUCUGUCCUACACGACGGCCACCGCCGUGCUGCACACCGACGGCACCGUGUGGCUGGAACCUGAAGUCCUGUUCUCCGGACCCAGGCUGGCGUUCGAGUUUCCUCAGAUUAACUACUCCCGGUGCAGCGGGAAGAAGUACUCCUUCGCCUACGGGCUGGGACUCAACCACUUCAUCCCCGACAGGAUCGUCAAGCUGGACGUGCAGAGCAGGGAGAGCCGGGCGUGGCGGGAGGACGGCUGCUACCCCUCAGAGCCGCUGUUCGUGCCGACGCCCGGGGCGCGAGACGAGGACGACGGCGUGUUGCUGAGCAUCGUGGUGAAACCCGGCGCAGAGAGGCCCGCCUUCCUGCUGCUUCUGGACGCCGUGGAGCUGACGGAGCUGGCCAGAGCGGAGGUGGACGCCGUCAUACCCGUCACCCUGCACGGGGUGUACCGACCUGCGACCUCCGACCCCGACCGGGAGGACCCCUGAAGCCCCGAUACUCCACUGACUGUCCCACACACAUACGAAUUCAACUCAAGGCAACAGCAACAGAAAUACAUGAGGAGUGUCGCUGUUACUGUCGAGUUUCGUCCCUUUCGCUGUAGAAUCACCGCACAAAUCUGAUGCUUUAUUCAAAUUUACUCGUUUUAAGAGAAGAAAUAAAACUACUUCAGGACAUCCGAGUAUUUUGUAAAGUGGAAUCAUGGUGCACAUGAUAAAAAAAAUGUCAUCGUUUUCACAAUCCCAAACGAUUACUACUGAAAAUUUC
Messenger RNA from Salarias fasciatus (jewelled blenny), 1972 nucleotides. RefSeq names its product retinal Mueller cells isomerohydrolase-like. The transcript has 14 exons. Gene Ontology annotation, biological process: retinal metabolic process; zeaxanthin biosynthetic process. The coding region runs from base 64 to 1692 and encodes 542 amino acids. NCBI's taxonomy places the organism in Eukaryota, Metazoa, Chordata, Actinopteri, Blenniiformes, Blenniidae. The record is from RefSeq and is a predicted model, not a curated record. Gene Ontology annotation, molecular function: all-trans-retinyl-ester hydrolase, 11-cis retinol forming activity; beta-carotene 15,15'-dioxygenase activity; retinol isomerase activity.